This is a messenger RNA of Armigeres subalbatus, 5216 nucleotides long. RefSeq lists its product as uncharacterized. Gene Ontology annotation, cellular component: plasma membrane. The record is from RefSeq and is a predicted model, not a curated record. The coding region runs from base 581 to 2878 and encodes 765 amino acids. Lineage: Eukaryota; Metazoa; Arthropoda; Insecta; Diptera; Culicidae. The transcript has 9 exons.
AACACACAGUCGAACUUCCAUUUUGAAGUGAACGGAAAAAAAUAAGCAAUUCGGUCUUGGCAGAGAGAAAAAAAAAAGAUUCCAAUCGAAGAAGACAUGAAAACUGUAAACGCUGAACGGAUGCAAUCGCAAAAGCUUCCUAACGUGACGUGAGAAAGUGAAAAUCGAAACGCAGAACUGUGAGCAUUUCGCCAUAAUUUUGACCUUUCUGUUUGUUGAGUUGAUUCGUUUCGAUUCAAGUUUCAUUUUUUUUAUACUGGUGACGUCGUUCGCCCUUCUGAUGACAAUAUGAUUGGCUUUUCUUGGUGUGGGGUACGCAAAGACGGGUAAAUUGAAAAAUAAAUAUAAAAGUGCUUCUUAUUGUGUGGUGCUGUUCGUGCUGGAUAAGAGAAGACGGGGUUGAAUACUAACAACGGAAAAGAUCGAAGCAUGGUAGUUCCAUAAAGUAGUGAUUGAUAUUGAGGACAGAUCAAAGUGGAAAGUGUAGCGAAGGAAUCGAGUUCGAUAAAGUAUUAUAAUUUUAAUCACCUCUUGUAUAAGUAUAUUAUGCCAAAGUGUUGGAAAAGAAAACCGACGGGCUAUGUUUGUGAUGCUGUCAGUUCGCACAACAGCCACCGUUCGUGAACGGCCAGCCGAGACGGUCAAGAAGGCAAUCAACAUAAAUCAGCUGAUCAAGAACCUAAACAACCGGAAGAACAAAAGUCAAAAGCAGAAGCAGAAAAUUGGCAAUAGCAAUAGCAACACUAGUAGCAGUAGCAGCAACACUAACAGCCUCAACAACGCGACCGCCGUUGACCGUAGCGACAAGAAGAGUAGCAACAUCCUUGGCCCCGAAGGCGACAGUCCGAGCGAUCAGAAAAACCGACAGAGAGACAAGAACAGCUACCAGAAGGCAACCGAAAAGACGACUGACAAAGCGUCGAUAACGUCCGUAGCGACAGCAACGCCGACCACGGUCAAGACGCCACAUCGAACCACGUCGAACUCGAUUCCACAGCGACUCGGUCAGAUACCGGAAGAGGACAAGAAACAGGACGACGAGGAGGAGAAUUCGGUGCAACGAAACCAACGGGAGAGUGCGAUUCAGAACCAGCCGGCAGAGCAGUAUCAAGAGCAUCAUCAAAAUCAGAUUGAACAACAACACUCAGACGAACCGCAACAACCGAAAACCAAGUUCCUGCUGCCGGAGUUGAACAACUUCAGGAAACCACCGACGGUACAGGUACCAGUGGCAACCAUACUGAACGAUCUUAGUCCUGUGCCUGCGCCAGCAAAAGUCACCAAUAAAAUCUCCAGCUCAAACCCUAUGAGUCCUAUGAACCCCGCCGGGCUACAAAGUAACUCGCCGGACGUUAAGGCCAUGCGGUACUACAGACUGUGGAUCUACACAUGCAACGCUGUGCUCUUGAUGGCGGUAAUUGUAUUCUGUGGCGUUGCGGGUAAAAUUCUGCUCUCCGACUACAAGCGUUUGCUGGUGAACGGACUCAGUCUGACGCAGCCGAGCUUUAUUUACGCGUACCUGGCGCUGCUGGUGCAAUCAGGUUUCUUACAACUGAUAGGGUGUCUUGGUGCCUUACGACUAUCGGAGAAAUUGUUAAACGCUUACUGGUUACUUUUACUCAUAUUGUUAAUAGGAGACGCCAUGUUGGGUAUAUUUUGGAUGUUCAAAUUCGACAAAGUAAUGCACGAUCUGCAGCCGAUGCUAAAAUCUCGUCUAGCCAAUGAAUAUGGAAAUUCAAUCGAAUUUACUGAACUCUGGGACCGGCUGCAGAGCGAAGGGCGAUGCUGCGGCGUCACUGGACCACAAGACUUUCCGAAUCUGGUGAAUCGAACCUACCCGGAUUCGUGCUGCGCGGCGGACAUUGCCGAGCAGAUCAGCAUAUCGCGGAGGCCGCUAGCAUCGGCGGUGGUCUACCGGGGGGAAGAUCCGGACGACAUGGCGACGACCAAUCGGAACUUCAGUGAUAUCAGCGACGUGUGGAGUCUGAUAACGGCUCCCAGCAGCAGUAGCAGUAGUAUCGUAAUAGGAGGCAACGGCAGCGGCAAUGGUGCCAUUAGUAUAAGUAACAUCGUUAGCGGCAGUUCUAGUGCCAUGAGCAGCAGCAGUAGCGGUAGUGCCAGUUCAGGAGUACGCAGCAGUAGCAGUAGGGGAGGACUUGCUGGCGACAGCGGGGGCGGUGUCAGGACGAUCAUGGCGUGUCGAGCGGUUUAUCCACAAGGCUGUACCGAUCGUAUUGUGUCCUGGCUGAGACACACGGCAGACAUUCUUUUUGUCCUGGGCUACUGCGUAAUUGCCUUUCUGAAGUUGUGUUUCCUUGGCAUUCUCCGAUACGAGAUCAAGGAGAUGAUUCAGAAAAUCAAACUUCUUCAAACUGAGAUGGCCGGAUCGAUCCUGAACGGCGUGGACUGCGAUCAGCAACAGGUACAACAGUUUACCCUGUUACAGCAGGUAACGAGCACAUCGAUCAACGGUGGCAUCCACGCCGAACCGAAGGUCGGCAACCGGGAUCGGGAGCGGACGCGGAUAGAAGCGGCCGAAAGCGAACGGGAAUCCUUGCUCAACACCCAGCAGGAGAACACACCGAAGCUGCUCAAGCACAAGCAACUGUACACCUGCAUCAACGAGCAGCAUCUCUGCGGCAGUGGGAGUGGGAGCGGUGGGAAUACUGCCAGCGGUGGUGCUGGGCCUCCGGGCUGCGAGUCCGAUACCAACUCGAACUGCGCCCUGAUAGUGGAGGAUAACAACACUUCGCUACUGUCUUCCACGGCCGGUGCGACCAAGACAAUAAACGGCAACAACAACUACGAACUGAGCGAGUUCGACAGCAAGGCACCCACGUACAGGCUCCUGAACGCCCCAACGGUAACUAGGAUCUGACUACGGUAUUAUCUCGAGCAACUGUUUGGCGAUCGCUGGCGGAAAGCGAGACCAAACGCCCGAGGAGGAGGACGUGCAACGGGGGUGGUCGGUAGCGAGGAUCUUCGGGGUCACACCUGUCAAGAGCUGCUGCAGCAACAGCAGCAGUACCAACAUCUGUCGCACCCGCUGCAGCUAAUACAGCAGGAUAGCGGCGGCAGCCGGGAAAGCCGGCGAAACAGUGCACUGCCUCGGUUGCAAAGCAUAACCGGAAGUAGUGUGCUGAGCGGCAGUGGCGGCAGUAGUGGUGGCGUGCUGGACAGUGGCGGUCAAGAUGACGUCGAGGGGGAAGGUUGUGGAAGUACGACUGCCACGGCCGGCAGCAGUACCACCAGCAGUAGUAAUGACGGGGUGGUCGGCGGUGGCAGGCAGAGUGGUUCGCGGAAGGGCAAGUCCCGGAUCACGUACGACCGGGAACAGGGCGUCCGGUACUACCGGGGAACCGCCACGGUCGAUAGCAACGAUUGUGAUUGUGAGGAUAUCUGAAGAAGAACGGUGCGGCACGCGACAUCAGCCGAUGCUUAAUGCGUUCGCGUGCACGUUCGUGAGAGAGAGACUUGAGAAAAGAACCUAAACGAAUCAACUGUGAGAAAAUCGAAGCUGUGAACGUUAAGUUUUGUGCAAAGAUUUAUGUUUCCAAGCGUACGCACGAAAUCAUCCGUAAGUAAAUAUCAUCAUCACCAAUUGAUCGGUGUCUCUCUGUGUUCCCGUACCUACAGCAUCGAUCGUCUUGCAGAAUUUUUCUCCGUAGCAAGUGUUGAUCGAUCGGCGAAAUUCAAUGACACAAACUGGCGCUGUUCUGCCUCCCCCUUCAUCCUAGUGUGUAAGUACCCGCAUGACCAGAGCCACAUAGUGAUUGUAAAAAAGAUAGAAAUUUUACCUUUAGAAAUAGAAUAACGGAAAUGGAUUCCUUCGCGUAGGUGGGAUCAUGAUACAAUGAAACACAAGUUCGAAACCUAAGAGCCAUAGAGUAAGUAAGUUUGUAUUUUUUGUUUCGAUUUUGAGGCUACGUAAUGGUGAUUCAUUCGAAAAUCGUUUUGUUUUUAUAUAAUGAAUAAUUAAGUAGAGACUAAUGAGUAAAAUGGAAAAUGUUUCCAAAAUAGUGAUCGAAUAGUAUUGCUACUUCGCUUAAGUAUGUGAGUGUAUCGAUGACGGUUUCUGCCGAUGUGAUCUCGAAACAGCCUGUGACUUCAUUCGAACAAAUAAGAAUUACAAAAAAAUAUCAACAUCAAAUCGUUAACUACUAAAAUAAAAUUUCCUAAAUUUACUGGCGUUAUAACAACACCAUUUCUAGAUUACAGAAGAAGUGCAUUCAAUUUUUAAUUGUUGUAAGAGAACAUCCGCUGGAAGGAGCUUGGAAAUAUUAUUAUUAUCUUUAUUACCGAGAUUUUCAGCCCCUGGCUGCUUCAUCUCGUAUCCGAAUUAUUUUUUUCCAUUUCAUUACUUUCAUUAAAAGAUUUGUUUUAUCAGUGCUGAUGUGAAUUUCUAAGAAUGAUUGCUGCUAGUAAUUUUCUGUAAGCAUUCACGGUACUUUUCAAGGCACAAAUAGACUACGAAGCUAAUUUCACCUCCAAUUCCUAGAGCGAAAAUUGAUUGCCAUCUGACAAAAUAUGUGUGAACUGUCAUGCCAGUUGUUCAGUUCCUCGACAAUAUAAUUUCAUGAGGAACUGCCAGUAAAAUAAACAGAAAAAUCCCAUGAGGAGCUAUCAGAUCGUGUGCGACGAAAUGAGCAUCGAAGUCGUGAACUGCCUCAAGAUGAAAAUGGUCGCUCCCUCUAGACUAGACCCACCCUCUAUUUACACUUUGAGACGAGACUAUCUACAAUGAUAAAACAAAGGAAAUUCGUCUGCUGUCACGAGCUGUCAGAUGCAGUCAGUAGAAUUUCCAAUGAAAAAAUUGAUAUCCUUCGUAAAAAAAAUGCUACAAAAUAGACAAACAUCCCUAAUCCAAGUACGAAUAAAUCAUUUCAACAUGAGAAUACAUUUUUGUGCUGAGUCUUUUCGCGGCUGAAAUAUUCGGUUCCCAAACGAAACGACAACGGAAAAAAAGAAGAACAAGAUUUGAAACAGACCAACAGUCUCGGCUCAGCCAACACUCAUACAAUAAAAAGUGUGUCUUGUAGUUUCACCUCAUCUGAUAUUCUAAUCGUUGCACCUUACGUGCUAUAGUUAGUAGAAGAAUAUAGUGAGCGGAGAAUAAUCCUUUGUCGCUUAAAUAACUGCAAACAUGUCUCCAAACGAGCAUGACGUUACGAUUCAAUGAAAAUAUUAAGGAAGUAAGUUAGUUUGUAUUUUGCAUA